Molecule: messenger RNA, 3217 nt
Organism: Labrus bergylta (ballan wrasse)
Lineage: Eukaryota; Metazoa; Chordata; Actinopteri; Labriformes; Labridae
Gene: atosb
Product: atos homolog protein B
Source: RefSeq, a predicted model, not a curated record
UGUGUGAGGGUGGAGAGAGGUAGACAGGAAGAAAACAAGACACAGAGUGAGGGAGAGGUAGUGUAUGCUGUCAGGCCUCCUGACAAAACAAGCACAGGAAGGUAGAGAGAACUUGACUUUUAUUUGUCAUUUUCAACACCACCUUUUUAGGACGAAGGGAGCACAGAGGGACAACAACCGGAGAGUUGAGAUGAAAAGAAGGCAGUGGAAAUAGAAACAGGACAGAAAGAAAAGGCAGCAGAGGCACCCAUCAAGCCACCAGACGAAAUAGAGGAAGGAAGAGCAGAGACAGAGACAGCGAGAUAAAACCCCGGCUUUCUGAAUAGGGGAUAUAUGGUGGAAUGACUCUGUCAUGAUGUCACAGCUGUGCCAAAACCUAUGCCCAGGUGACCAACGAGGGUGUGUCUGGUUAUUAGCCAAUCAGAAAUGGAUCCUUAAUAGAAUUACCUCAAAAUCCUGUUCAGAGAAAUUUCCUUUCUACGACCUCCUGCAUCACUGACACUCCACCUCUCAGGUUGUAGCUCCUUCAUUCCUUCUCCUCCUCGAUUCCUUAUUGUUUCCAUUUCCUAUCUUGGGAUGUUGGCGUGGUUUCAUGGCAGCUGCCAUGGAGAAACAUUAGUUCCUUUAGUAGGUUUUUUUAGAAACAACCUCCAGAUGUUGGGCCAGAUGCAAGUUGUCCACAAGGGCAGAAUUAGAGAAGGACAGGCACAGAGGUGCUGUGAAGCUCAGCUUCCCAAUUCCCACUGUAUGACACCAUCACAGCAGGAACUAUAGGACUUUGUAAUCCUGUGGAACAUUUUGAUCUGCCUCUGCAAACAAUUCAGGACCAAUUUGACCCUGUUACAAAAAAACUUAGUAAAGACUUUUAUCCAUCAUCAUAGAAACCAUGCGGCACAUCCACGUUGAGUUAGCCCAUAAAAAGACUCCAUUAGAGCUUCCAGCCCAGGAGGGAGACCUGCCUCCACCUACACCCCCAUUACAGGGCCUGGAUCCUGGGGUCAGACCUGGGGCGCCCAGGCACUAUGGCCAGGAGGAGUUGCGGCUCCAAAAGGUCUAUCAGCUCUCCAUUUUCUCCCAGUUGGGGGGAUUUUCUAGCUCCACAGAAUCCCACGCUGAUACCCAACAGAGACCUGUCAGGUUGGCAGUGAAAAGGGGGCUAGAGGAACCCCAGGCGACACAUAAGCGUCCCAAUUUAGGGGAUUGCUCAGACAAGGAUGUGUUGGAGGGAGGGGUGCUGUGUGGGCCUGCCCCAGCUCAAGGAGUUGGGAUGGGGUUAGUGACGGGCCCUAGUGGGCUUGGUUCAGUUUAUUCUUGCACACCAGUGGAGCACAGAGACUCUGAAGGAGGACUGUCACCAAGGUCUCCUUCCCUCUCCCCAGUCCAAAACCCUUCCCGACGCCCAACGCAGCACAAUCAUGACAGGCCGGUCCCUGAUGUAUUUGCUCCACUCUCUCCUAAAUCCCCCCAAUUGUGUGACCCACAUGGUCACCUCCCUGAUCAGGGAUUUUCCCUCGGGAGCUCAGCUAGAACGGAGACACCCAACGGGAGCCACACACCGACCCAUACAAAUGAGAGCAGUAGUAAUGGCUCAUCUGGAGGCCAGCCCAGUCCCCACUUAUUUGAUGUGUCCACCUAUGAGACCCCCAACCCUGCGAGCCCCACUAGCCCUCCAGGCCCUUUCUCUCCCCCACACCACACAGAGCUGCAGGAGCCAGGGGAGGCCACUGAAUGGGAAGCUGGACUUGAAUCCUCUCCACCUGAGCGAAGUGCCACCCAGGCUGCAGCUUCCCCCUCUACUGGCCUGGCUUCCUGGGAGAAAACUCCCAGUAGUAACAGCCACCGUCUGUCUUCUGGAGGCCACUGGCCGGCCAAAAAGAGGCUGCUGCCCCCGAGCGACACGGGGGAGUCAUGUUCAGAAGAUGAGGGACCCUCCACAUCGAAGAGAAGCAGGUUGUCAUUGCUGGCUUCAGGACUGGGCCCGGCGUCAUGUCGCAGCACUGAUGCUAAAGCUGCACCUUACUGGAACCAUCUACUGCCCUCUGCAUGGGACCGGCCUAAGACUUCCACAGACUGCACACGACCAGGAAGACGGCUAAAAAGUGGGCUUCGGCUAAAAAGUCGGCAGCUGCGCAGCGGGAGACACACACAAACCGACUCCACGCGUUCCAGUUGGCCCUCAUCUUCCAUCAGCAGAGCUCUCCUCGGCAACUUUGAGGAGUCCAUACUGAAAGGAAGGUUCUCCCCAUCUGGACGGAUCGAAGGCUUCACUGCAGAGAUCGGUGCCAGUGGCUCCUAUUGCCCACAGCACGUCACUCUGCCUGUGCAGGUCACAUACUACGACAUCUCAGAGCACAGCGCACCCUCACCCUUCCUGGGGGUGGUAUCUCUCGAGCCUCUUGGAAAGAAAGGAUAUAGCAUACCCAAAGCAGGGACCAUACAAGUGACCUUAUUUAAUCCCAACAAAACUGUGGUGAAGAUGUUCCUGGUGACCUACAACUUCGGAGACAUGCCCGUCAAUCACAUGACCUUCCUGCGCCACAGAAUCUUCCUGGUGCCUGUAGAGGAGGGGGUUGAGGGGAGAGGCGAGGCGUCGCCAGGGGAGGGAGUUCAAGACAGGAAGAAGAUUCUCUGCUACCUGAUGCAUCUAAGAUUCCAGAGCUCCAAAUCUGGAAAGAUCUACUUGCACAAUGAUAUCCGGCUGCUAUUCUCCCGCAAAUCCAUUGAAGUGGACACGGGGAUCCCUUAUGAGCUGAAAUCUUUCACCGAGGUGCCAAGAAACCCUAAAUACUCCCCCCGCGUGUGACCCCAGCUUGACCCAUUGGACCCUCCUCAACGUCAAUGCAGCCCCUCCUGUGCUUCCCUAAAGGAGGAAGAAAAACAAACAAACAGACUGCAAGAAUGAUGGACACAAAACUUGACUAAACUUGAUGAGACACGCCACAUGCACACGAGACACACAUGCACAUUUGAUACAGUUUUUGUGAGAGUAGAGGUCCUACUUUUGUGCAUUUGUUUGCAUUCAAAGUAAAACACAAAUGUAAGAAAAUGACACUCAACCAGGGCAUUCCUUGUAUCUUCCAUCAAGUGUAAAAAGAUUAGAAAUAAUGCAGCUUGUAUGCAGUCAAAAGCAGGACUUUUACAACACCUUAAAGUGUACAAAAAUAAAAAAGACACACACACACACACACACACACACACACACACACACCAAACAGAC